Amphiprion ocellaris (clown anemonefish) is the source of this 5545-nucleotide messenger RNA. Its product is annotated as deubiquitinase DESI2. The record is from RefSeq and is a predicted model, not a curated record. NCBI's taxonomy places the organism in Eukaryota, Metazoa, Chordata, Actinopteri, Pomacentridae. The transcript has 5 exons. Gene Ontology annotation, biological process: protein deubiquitination. Gene Ontology annotation, molecular function: deubiquitinase activity. Bases 876 to 1469 code for a protein of 197 amino acids.
UGAAUGUGCACGUUGGGCUGAAUUUGGUGUGUUUUGUAACCAACAGUGCUGCUUCUCUCCCACCAGCGGCUCCAUCAGCUGUGAGGAAGCCUCGGAGGCAGAUAUGAUGUAAUCACAGGGAGGCAGAGCCGGAGAACAGCCGCACCGAGCGGACGGACGCACGGAGCGGACGCAUCUCGGCAGCUCGUGGCCACUUUCUGAUCCGGGUUUUGGUUCGGAGGAGUCAUGUCGGGGAGCUUUGGGCUGGAUGGCGGCCAGCAGCUGGAGGAGGAGCGGCACCGGCCGGGGAUGCUGCUGGUGAGCCGCCUCCAUCAGCUGUAAUUACCCACCGUGGCCCAGGAGUCCUCUCCCGCAGCUGCUCCAUCAUCCUCCGCGUAAAAAUGGCCCGCACUCCACCUCCGCCGUCGACAUCGGUGCUUCAGAGCAGGAGGCUUCACGUCUCUCCACGUUGUUGUAGGCCCAUUUCCCCCUCUUCUUCGCUUCUGGAUCACACUUUCGCAAAUGAUCCGAUGUUUUGAUUAAAUUCGCCUCCCGCCACCAUCGAUUAUUCUUUUUUCCAGGAGAUAUUUUCCGGUGAUGGGCCGCUGCUGCCCGCUCUGCCCUGCCGGGAUCUGAGGCUUCUUUCUCUGCCGUGAUGCCCCUGCAUGUGGCGUCCAUCUAAAGCUGGAGUUGUCAAGUUUCUCUGGACGUUUUCCGGGCUUUUACGCGCAGAGCUGUGCGUCCAUGUCGUGUGUGCGCCCUGCGGGGGGAUGAGCAGCCAGCGAGCCUCCAGCACAAGUCUGCCCGCCCCUGCUGCCGCCGCCGUCCGCCCUGUGGCCCUGUGACUUCCCCGGGGUGUGGAGGUCCGUCCUGGCUGUCCUGCUCAGGUUUAAACCAUGGCCAAUGAACCUGUCAUCCUUAACGUGUACGAUAUGUACUGGAUCAACGAAUACACUUCCAAUCUGGGUAUUGGAGUCUUCCACUCAGGCAUCGAGAUUUACGGCCGAGAAUUUGCAUACGGCGGCCAUCCGUACCCUUUCAGCGGCAUCUUUGAAAUCAACCCCGGAAAUGCUGCCGAACUGGGAGAGACGUUCAAAUUCAAGGAGGCCAUUGUUUUGGGCACCACGGACUUCACAGAGGAGGACAUAGAUAAAAUCAUGGAGGAGCUGGGUAAAGAGUUCAAAGGGAACGCCUACCAUCUAAUGCACAAAAACUGCAACCACUUCUCCUCCUCGCUGUCUGAGUUGCUGUGCGGACGGGAAAUCCCUCGCUGGGUCAACAGACUGGCCUACUUCAGCUCCUGCAUCCCCUUCCUGCAGAGCUGCCUGCCCAAGGAGUGGUUAACGCCGGCCGCCCUGCAGAGCCACAUCAGCCUCGGCCUGCACAAAGAAGAGCAGAACGAGUCGAGCGACGAGGACCCUUCGUCGCCGUCCGGAGCCGCCGCCGCCGGCUCGGGCUCCUCCCACAGCUGCCGCCACACCAGAGUGUGAACUGCCCCGACACAUGCACUGACCUCUGGGCCUUCCCGCCACCGCUGCUGGCAUCAGUAGGCUCGAACAACCACCUGACCUCAUACUGUUUGUCCUCUGAGUAAAGAGGCAGGAAAACGAAGAGGAGAGCUGCUGCCAGAGACGUUCAGAGCUGCAGAAACUCGGCUUUUCCUCUCAGACGACGAGAUGACAGAGGCAAACUUUCACCUGAGCCAUGAAGGGCGGCUCAGACUUUGACCACUUGUAGAUCUGAAGUUUGUAGAACGUUAUUAUUAGUCUUUUUCCACAAACUUUUAAACCUUUGUCAGCCUUGUUCCCUUCCCUGCCUUCAGAGCUGCUUUUGUAGAAUAACUUAAGUAGAUACCUGAUAGUGACAUUACCAGGAAAACUGCUAAUCUGCUCAAUUUCAACAAGUUCUCGUUCAAUAACCUCUAUGUGGCCUUCAGUUGAUAUCGUUGGCUCUGCUUUCUUUUUGUGGAACUCUUUUCUUUGUCCAUUUUAGAGGGUUGGCAGGUUAAAGAUCGUUCACUAAGGUUGCAUGUUGAAAGAAUUUGACAAAACAUCCAUCUAAACUGAGACGACUCUAAUCAUCAAGUAUUUCUUCUCCUUUUCCUUUCCUUACUUUCAAUCGGGGCUCGUUUUAAACAGCAAACCGGCAUAACCAGUUCAUAGACGGUUGUAAACAAUCAAGGGCAAAUACUGUUUGGUUUAAACUGUUCAUUCAGCCUCGGGCAGCCCAGUGAACUUCUCAGAGACACAAAGAAAAGUCAAGCUGCUACUCUGACAAACACUGACUUUGUGACCCUCUUUUGUCUACGCUUUUAUAUCCAAGUGAUCUUUAUAUUAUAAUGGUGCGAUAACUUCCAGGACGUCUAAACACGAGCUGCCAUGAGACAGAAGAGCAGAAUUCAAAGUUCUCGUUUGAGUUACCGUCGUUCUAAAAGAUUUUUUGGGGAAAUGCACUUAUUUAAUUUCUUGACAAGAGAUGAGAAGAUCAGGUUUAGUGCCGAAACAGUAAAUUCGAAGCUAUAGCCAGUUAGCCUAGCUUAGCCUAGCUUAGCCUGACUCUGACACCUACCAGCACCUUCACUGUUUAACACGUGAUAUCAUAUUUGUUUAAUCUGUAUGAACACCAAGACGAAAAAUGCAUUUUAUGGAGGAUCAAGUUGCAAAGUAGUAGCCAGAUCUAUUACCACAGUGCUGUGUAAGCCAUGGAGAAUGGUCUGACUGCACAUCAUUAUAAUCCUGCUAUAGGGGGUACAAUAAUGCUCGGGCAUGUUUGAAUAUCUCUUUAAACCAAUCACUGUCGUAUUGGGUGGUGCCAAGCCCAGGAUGCAGUGGUGAUGCACCUACAAAAUAGAAUUGUUUCGGUGGAAGCAAACCGAGCAGACAUGCCUUAUUUCUUCUAAAUCUGUCAAUUUCAAUGUUUAGGUUGCUGCUCAGAGGCUGUUGUUGUUGUUUCCUGUAGUUAAGGAGAUUUGAAAAUGGAUGCAAGCAGAUAGCAGAAGGAGAGGAGAAUGCUGCUUAAAAUGUAUAGCAGUAAUGGCCGACUUUCAGCCCAUUUUCAUAACUCCGUGUACAAUCAACUAGAACUCCCUUCAUUCUAAUGGGAACCUUCAUGAACUCAGAUGUGUCGAAGGAACUCCUUCUGUUUCUUCCAGUUUGAAACUGAACAAUUUAAACUUUUAUGGUGGAUUUCAGACAUUGCGGUACAUACGCUUUGUCACUAAAUAUUUCGCAAAACUGGCUUCACACCUGGCAGACGAACCUCCUAACUUAUUUGUAACUUUCAUUCCUAACCUGUUCGAUGCAUCCCUGCUCCUGUUUUUGACACAGUAGUGCUCCAUGUGCAUUUUCCAUUAAAUGGAUGAUAAAAAAAAAUGAUAAAAUUCUUCCAACCACCAUUUCCAACAAGGAGUUUGCCCCGUUUCCACAUGACUUUGUGUUCGUAUGCGAGUCAAAUGGAACCAAAACUCCAGGUAUUCCCAUUGGAGCCUCUGUGAUCUCUGUGAUUGUUGUUUCUUUCUAGUCUGGUAUUUGCCUUGAGUAAAUGAAAAACUUCAGAGCAGAACUACAUUUCCUUAUGUCGAACAGUAAGAGGGGUAGUGUAGAUACCAGGUAAAAUUGUAGACACUAAACAAAACUGUGCAGAAACGAGCUCUGUGUACAAUCAACUCCAUUCAUUCUUAUGGGAAUCCCUCUGAUCACCAAUUCACAAAACUCCUCCUUCUGUUUGUUUCCAGUCUGGAAUUUGCCUUAAAUAUGUUGAAAAUUUAGAAGUUUUACAGUGGAUUUCACAGAGACUGCACUGUGUGCCAGAAGGAAGUGCUUUUCUUUUCACUGAACACUAGAUUAGACCUAAAGUAUAAACCCAGUGAGUCGGACUAGUUGUGCAGUAAUGGAGACUUCUGGAAGCCAAAAAAAUGUCCAGUCUUUGCACUUUCGUUUAAUGUAAGCCAUAUAGAAACAUGUUAGAUUCCUAAGUGCUUCUGUCGACUACAACUGAACCUGAUGUUUUGGUUCUUGAAGACGUUUCACCCGUUAUCGAAGAGGCUUUUUCAGCUCUAACUGACUGUGGGGAAUUCCAGGUAUUUAUUCUCACCUCCAAAUCACAUUACUAACGGCCUAUUACUGACUGAAGACUCUGUGCCUUGAGAUGUAAAUGGUCGUGAAACAUUCAGCAAAGGGAUCUCAGGACUGCAGUAUGAGUACCUGAUAAAUGGUGUUGUAGAUUCUCUUCCCUUUUUUGAGACAACAGUUCCGGUUAAACAUAGAUGGCUUUCUUCACUCCUAUGGAGGGAUCUUAGUGCUGCAUUGUAAGUACCUGAUAAAUGGUGUCAUAGAUUCCCUCGUCUGUUUAGAGAUGGCUGUUCCAGUUUAGCAUAGUUAGCUUCCUUCACUCCGGGAAAGGGAUCUCAGGACUGCUUUAUAAGUACCUGAUAAGUGGUGUUGUGGAUUCUCUUCCUGUUUAUAGAUGGCUGUUCCAGUUAGACAUAGAUGGCUUCCUUCUCUCUUGUCUUCUUUGUCCAGAAAGUGGACACCACUGUCGUCAAAAGCAUGUCCAGUAUCUUUUAGGUGGAAAGUUGACUGCUGAGGAGCUGGAUCUCCUUCGUUCUACCAUUCGCUAGGUGAUUUGGAGACUCCUCAUUAGUUGGUUAGAACUGAGAAAGCCUCUUGGAUGAGGUAAAGGACCAGAAAUAUGUCCAGUUGCAUUCUAUUGAAGCACUUAGGAUUACCCAACUGAGACUCAACACAGACAAAAAAGAGUUGUUAGACAGAUUUUGUUACCUUCAGGCAGACUUUGGCAGGCUGUUUUACCCCUUUUCCAGUCUUAAUGCUAAGCUAAGAUAGUCCACUACGUACAUAAAAGUGGUAACGAUCUCUCAUCAAGAAUAGAUAUGAGCAUAUUUCCCAAAAUGUACAACUUUUCAAUUAAGACCAUAGUUUUAUGUUUGAUUUCUUUCAUGUUUACAGAAAACAUUGUGAGGAGAUUGUGUCAGACGCUGGGUUUGUUGCAGCUGAAAGAUCGGAUUUGGAAAAAAGGGAAAAUAUGAUCAUAUUUAGAAUACAUGCCGGUAAACAAUAACAUUAUUGACUAUUUGAACCUGCUGAUUUUAUUGGUUCUUUGUUGUUGCUCAAAUACAAAGAGGCCACAACUGACUGUAAUCUUUGCCCUCCUGCUGUAGUGUAUUGAUGGACAGCUGCCGUUUCUCAGGAAGGAAAUCACACAACUCGUAGUUGUGACUGCCACCUCAUUCCUGCUUCAUAAAUGGGGUCAAAAGUGCAGAUUAUUCAUUAUUCUCCAUGUUCUUGAAUAAGCUAUUUCCUUAUUUAUUUUUUUGACAUUUCACAGUGUUUUGUGUUCAGAUUUUUGGUAUAUUUUCAAUUUAAGAGGUCGGGCUGUACAGCAGUCAGUGUUACAUGCUCAGAAGUCUCUGGCACUUCCUACCGAGCAGACCAGACAGGUAUUUUUUUCUAUCGCAUUGUGUCAACCUAAACCUUGUAUUUCCUUUUCCUAACCCGAGACAAUUUCAAGAAUGAUGAUAGUACUAGAAUAAAGAGAUGGAAUACAGAGA